AGAGGGGUUGAAUGACGGGCCUUGCGCGCGCCCCCUCCCCACGCAGAGAAGUGGACUCGGCGAACUGGCGGGAAAUCAGCGCCGGCUUGUGUAAUUCCUCCUCAGAACCUCGCCCCCUCCCCAACCAUCACAGCAGGAGGGGCGUGGCCCCUCCGAGACCCCGCCUCUUGCGUCACGCGCCGGCCGUCGUGCCGCCCGAGGAGGAGUGGGGGCCGCUCGGAGCGUGCAGGAUGGUGGCGGCGGCGGCGGCCGAGGCUGAGCCAGGCGGCGGGUAGAAAAUGGCGGAUUUCGAGGAGCUGAGGGUGAGGAGAAGCCGAUGGCGGCGGCGGUGAGGGCGAGGUUGGCGGCGCGCUCCCCGCGGCCUUUCUCUCAAGGCCGACACUUCCCGGCCCUUAGGCCGCCCUCCCGGCCGGCAAGCAUCCUCCCUCCGUCCCCCGGGACCGCCUCUCUCCCUCCCCUUCCCCACGCGGGAGGAGGUGGCCCUUGGCCCGCGCCGGCCUCCCUUGCCUCGUGUCAUUUCCACGCCGCCGCGAUAGCAGCGUCCCCGUUAACCGGUCUGUGAGGAGGCGCCUCCCGUCGCCUCAGCGGGCAGUUAACGGCUCGCAAGUCGCGGCGUGGAAGGGCAGGUGCCGAAGGGCCAGGAGAGCGGGGUCCCGCCGGGCUGAGGAAAGCGUGAGUGAAGGGGUUUGCGGGAGGCUCGCGCCUUUUUCUUCCUUGGAAUCCGGCUUCACUCCCGUUUCUUCCCCUCCCCCAGUUUUUGUAGCCUACAUAGCUUUCCCUCCCCCUCCCCUCCUAAAAUAAGUCGUUUUUUUAACGAUCUGCCUCGGUUUUUGUUUCCCCCGUUUUAUUUCAAAGCGCCCCCCCCCUCUCUAAUCCUCCCUCUCCUGCUUAAGCCUCUUUGUCUCCUCUGCGAACGACCCCGACUCCAGAGAGCAUCCUGCGAGGAGCGGGAUUCGCAUGCUUCGCUCGCAGACGACCCCCAUCUCUGGGCACAACAAAGCGCGCCUUUGGGUCUCGAAGCCACUCGUGGUUUCCCCCUGAUCGCUCAUGUGGUUUCAUGUUUCUCUCUUCCACCCUUCCCUUCGGCAUCUCUUUCUCUCUCUGACACUUUCCAAGGUUUGGUUGGCGCCCGAUCGCCGAAAUCACGGCCCGCUUCCAUCUUUGCAUCUAUCUCUCCUCCUCCCCAGUUCCUUUGAAUGUAGCUCUUCUCCCGCUGCAUUUAUUUAUUUUUUCUUCAUGUGACAGGGUUUGCAGUGCCUCUUUCUGCACCCUCUCAGAUCUGCUUGUUCUUAUCCUUGAAUUUUGUCCUUGCAAAGCUGUUUUUCUUCCUCACCUUGAUAUUUCAUGUAGGUACAGUAGAUCCUUUUUUUAAUCCCACAUUUCAGGGACAGACUAUUAUAUGAACAUCCCUCUUUAAUUCUCUACUGUACUGCCUUUUUUUCUUUCUUUCCUAAAUGUCCAUUCGCCCCUUCAAUUCCUUCUAGGUUUGGCAACCACUUGAGCCAAGCUCAAGAUCUGUUGCAAGCACUCUAAACCACUGCACUUUCUGCUUUUUCUUUUUCUGUGCCAUCCUCCCAUUCAUCCAUUUCCCACCCUUUCCAAAUAUUUCUUGCCUGCUUUUGUUUUCCUAGAAAAAUUGGCUCUGCAUACAGCACCAGAUCCCAUGUUAGGUCUUCAGCUACUAAGCUCUUAUAUUUAUUAGUGUAAAAGCAUCAUUACUUCAUAAGGACUUACAUCUAGGUAAAAAAAUAUAGCGCUGGGCUGAUGUGUUUGUUUAUAUUUUGGGGACCCAUGACCACAAUAUAUUUUUCUCAACAAGUAAGAAAGCCUUCUUAAGUAAUUUGCUGUUAUUUAUAUUAUUCAUUUUAGGGACGUGGGUGGCGCUGUGAGUUAAACCACAGAGCCUAGGACUCGCUGAUCAGAAGGUCGGUGGUUCAAAUCCCCGUGACGGGGUGAGCUCCUGUUGCUCGGUCCCUGCUCCUGCCAACCUAGCAGUUCGAAAGCACAUCAAAGUGCAAGUAGAUAAAUAGGUACUGCUCCGGUGGGAAGGUAAACGGCGUUUCCGUGCACUGCUCUGGUUCGCCAGAAGCGGCUUAGUCAGGCUGGCCACAUGACCCGGAAACUGUACACCGGCUCCCUUGACCAAUAAAGCGAGAUGAGUGCCACAACCCCAGAGUUGGCCACGGCUGGACCUAAUGGUCAGGGGUCUCUUUACCUUUUAUAUUAUUCAUUUAUUUUAUAAAAAAAAUUAAUAGGUUCCCAUAAAACAUCCAGAAACUAUUUAACAAUAAAAAUAUACAUAUACGUAUGGGAGAAAAAAAUAUUCAAGAGUUUUAUUGGAAGUGUAAAUUACUCAAUAGGCAAUGAAAAGACAGCAAAGAAGGUAGAUAAUGGGAGGGAGUUCUAAAUGGUAUGUGCCACCAUACUAAAUGUUCUAUUCUGACACUGUAUAGAAUGGGCCUCCUGAUGGGAUGGUAUCUUGAAGAGUCCCUCUCCUACAGAGCAAAUUACUGGUUGGGUAUAUAAGAGGUGAGGUGAUCUUUUAAGUAUGUUGAUCACAAAGUGUAUAGGACUUGUACACCAGCCUGGUAGCUAACUAUCAGCCAGUGCUUUCAGCAAUGACAUAAAAUGAUGGUAAUAUUCUGCCCCAGGGAGCAGUUGAGCAUCCUUGGGGCCAGUCCACAUAGGGUACACUGCAGCAGUCCAGUCUCGAGCUUACCAGCACAUGGAUGGCAACGAUCAGGCUGUCCUGGUCCAGAAGCAGCCAUAGCUGUCUUCGUCACCUGAAGCUGGUAGAAGGCAGCUCUAGCAACUCAGGUUACCUGGUCUGCUAGCAACAGAGAUGGAUCCAGGAGUACCCUCCAGACUUUGACCCGGCUCCUUGAGAAGUAUUAUGACGUUGUCCAAAACAGGCAAUUGGUUACCUAUAAUUUAGGAGUUUGAGGGACAAAAUAACACACAUGGAUUGUGGCAAGAUCCUAAGUUAAACCUCAUUAAAAUGUAUUUUGGAUCUUAUACCACAUAUGACUGAAUAAAUUUUAUCUGGAUUUGUUUCUUGAGCUGGAGUAGACUGAAUUACUUAUUUUGGCAUACGUAUUUUUUUUUAAAGUGUUGAAUAAAAAAUACCUAGUUUGCACUAAGUGUGUGUGUGUGUGUGUGUGUGUGUGUGUGUAUAUAUAUAUAUAUAUAUAUAUAUAUAUAUAUAUAUAUAUAUAUAUGGGGUAUGGGGGGGGGGGGAAAGAAGCAUAAAGGUGAUUUGAAAGACUUGUUUUCUUGCAUCAGAUAGUUUCCCUGCCCUUGAUAAUUUUGUUGUCUGUCUUUAAAGUUUGCUAAGAUAUACCUGAUGAAACGUUAGUAUUUGAGGUAUAGUUUUUGGAAAGUCUAAGAUUAGGCUAAUCUAAAAAAUUUAAGAAAGACUGUAAAGGCUAUAGAUACAAUACAAUUCUGCCUAUAUAUGCCAUUGCUUUUAUUUGUUGUCUGAAAAUUCUAUCAAGUGAUUUCUUCCCCUUCUGAAAUACGUAUCCCACAGAGUUUUAAAUGUGCAAAACAUUUCAUUGAUUCACAUUUAUUCAGUUGAUUGUGUCAACUAUGUCAACACCAGUUUAUUUUAACAGCAGAAGUUCUUAGAAGCAUGGAAGGAGGUGAUAUAUUCUGCACUUCAUUGCUUGUGUUUGCCUCUUCAUAGUUACUGAUUAGCACUCCACUUCAUAGUAUUUUAUUGAAGUACCACCCUUCCUGUGAUAUUCUCUCUCUCUCUCUCUCUGUGUGUGUGUGUGUAUGUAUAUAUAAUAUAAAACAUGUUUAAUUGUUAUAAAUGAUUCAUUUUUUGUGUUUAGCUUGUUUCUAUUUAGCUGUAAGCUGCCUUGAGUUCCUAUCAGGGAAGAAGGUGGGAUGUACUAACAACAGUUCCUUACAUUGGGGAAAUACCUUGCCUCCUCCUCUGUAAAUUAAGCUGAUUUUUUACCUAUUCAGCAGUAACUGACCAUAUAAAUACCUCACUUAUUUUUGGCUGGUGGAGGUCAGAAGAAAGCUGGGCUGCAGAGUGAUGUUCUCAAAUUGCGGACGUUUUCAGAUUCACGCUCUUGUAUAUUGAAGCAAAUUAUGUAUUCUGUGCGCACUUUGUACAUGUUUUAAGACAAAAGAUAACAUCUCUUGCAGAAUAGUCAGCAUAUUUGUACUGAUGCACCUGCAGGUUACAGCUGCUAAUAACAGUGUUGCUGGGAACGAGUGUCAAAUUUUUUUUUGGUGCAUAAGGGGAGAAUAAAAAUUCCUGUUGGAGAUAAGUGGUUAAUGUUUGCUAUCCAAAACUGUGCAUCUGUACAAACAUGUCUCUGAAAACAGUCUUGUGCUUAUCUGAGCAUUCCUUGUAUCCCACAGGAACUUGCAUUAGUGACAUUGUACUGUGUGCGUAAUGCUGAAUUAUCUUCACUUCAAGGACUUGAUUCUGAGCUCUGUAUUUCUUUUUAAUCUUAAGGGCUUUAAUCUUUGUGCAGUAGUGCCUUAGUUUACAAACAGUCUGGUUUGCAUAUGUUUUGGAUUACAAACACGUCAAACCUGGAAGUGCGUGUCCCAGUUUGCAAACUUUUUUUAGAUUACAACCCCCCCCCCCUUUUGGGGGGAUUACGAAAAAAGUUGACAGUGAAGAGGAAGGUUGAUAGUGACCUACAUGUUUCCUCUUGCACCAUAGUUUUGUAUAGUAUUGAUCAGUGUUAGAAAUGAGCUAGAAGUCCAGCAUGUUUUGCAACUGGUGCAGAUCCAAUUGCGACCACGUGGAGAUUUCUAGAUGCUAGGUUGGCAACUGACAUCUCCAUCUGGCUGGUCUCUAGCUUUCUAAAGCAGGUAAGCAGAAGAGCUUAUUUAUUGCGUUUCUCUCCCAGCUUUUUCUCCAAGGAAUAUAUAGUUCACUCCCCUCCUCCGUUAAUCCCUACAACAACCCUGUGAGGUAGGUUAAGAGGUUGUGGCUGGGCCAAGGUCAUCCAGUGAGCUUCAGGACUUAGUGGGGAUUUGAACCCUGAUCUCCCACAUCCUAGUCUGACACUCAACUACUACACUACCCAGGCUACCCAGAGUGCUUUUGCUGUGGAGCAGCUCUAUAUAAAUUAAGUGAGUAAAUAAAUAAAUAAAUAUGGGGAAAGCAAAAUGUCGCUUAGAGAAGGAUCUGAAAUAUUUUCCUUGAAGCAGUUUAAUGUGUUGUAAACUGCUUUGAGAUUUUUUCUGUAAAUUAUAAAGUGGUAUAGAAAUCAUAUUAAUAAUAACAAAACACACAGGGAGGGAUGGUGUCUGGAAUUCUGUUGUGUUGACUUCAGCCUAGGUUUAAGGUGCAAUUCGGUUAUAUGUAUCUGAAUUUCUAACACUAGUUUUGAUGAUGUGGGCAUACUCACAGCCUUCCAUACGCGUAACUUUUGUUUGGACUUAAUAUUUACCUCUUGCAUGCUAGUGUCUUUCUGUAAUGCCUACUUCAGGUUUAUUUUUAGUAAUGCUUCAUUUUAUUUUUCUACUAAGUGUUCUGCAACUGUAAGAAAUAUAAUAUGGCAUGUAUAUAACAUGUAUAUGAUAAGUGUAGCAUAGCAUGUAAAAUUUCCAAAUCUUUCUUAAAAGGCAUUUCUUUCUUACUCUUCAACUAAAAUUGUUCCCUGGGAAUCUCAUGCAAGAGCUUUACUGUACUAAACAAGGCAGUCCCUUCCUGCAGGUUUACAACCUUAAAGGCACAGCAGAAAAGGGGAUUGGAUUGGAAGCAAAAAGCAAAGCAACUGACUGUGGGGACCAACUCUUAAAGGGUCAAAGAUUUUUUGAAUGACCAUCUUGAAACUGUUCAGGAACAGGAAGACCCAAAAAGCCACCCAUUUGCUUGAGCCCUACAUGUUACACAGGUCUCUGUUAUCUUGUCACUCUCCAAAAUCAACAGGUGAUACACAACGUUUCUGCUGCCCUUGCAUUCUCUGCUUCCAUCAGUGUCCCUAAAUUGACUUGUGUUCUCAUGACCACAUCCUGGUUUAAGCUAUGGGUUAAGUCUUGCUUUUCUAUCUAUUUAGAUACUAUUAAGUAUAGUCCUGUGGUUUGCACACCUGGAAGCUGUGGUUAACUUCAUCUUCCUAGUCUGAAGGGGACUGCGUAGAACUUUUGUGCAUCCUUGUUUAUUAAGCCGCAAUUGGAUCAUGAGGAGUUCUGGGUUGACCAUUUGUUGUCAGGAUUCCAUGUAGCAGAGAAUGACUCUAUAGCCAGCAGAAGAAUACAGUUUUUCCUACUUGUCUUACGCUCUGUUUGCAGGAAUUGAACAAAAGUCUUUGCAGGGAUAGCAAGUGACAACUGCACCAAACAUAUUUGGAUAGUCUGCUGUGUACGUCUCCUGUAUUAAGUUGGAAUAUGUUUAGAAGAAGAAAAUAUUCUUCUCUGAAUUUAAAUACAGAUACAGAGAUACUAUAAUAAUAAUAAUAAUUAAUAAUAAUUUAUUAUUUAUACCCCGCCCAUCUGGCUGAGUUUCCCCAGGCACUCUGGGCGGCUCCCAAUCAAGUGUUAAAAACAGUACAGUGUUACAUAUUAAAAACUUCCCUAAACAGGGCUGCCUUCAGGUGUCUUCUAAAAGUCGGGUAGUUUUUCUUCUCUUUGACAUCUGAUGUGAGGGCGUUCCACAGGGCGGGCACCACUACCGAGAAGGCCCUCUGUCUGGUUCCCUGUAGCCUCACUUCUCGCAAUGAGGGAACCGCCAGAAGGCCCUCGGCGCUGGAUCUCAGUAUCCGGGCUGAACGAUGGAGGUGGAGACUCUAUACUAAAGUAUAGAGGGACAGUUCAGUAUCAUGUUUAGGUUACAGGGCAAAAAUGAUAGAGAACAGCCUAGCCUUUGGUGUUCCCCUUUCUAUACUUAAAACACUGAAUUUAUAGUACAGUACGCUCGCAACUUAGGCACUUUUAACAUGCACAUUCCGCUUUAUGCACUUGGCAAUAAAAAUAAAUAAAUAAAUAAAAAAUGGGAAGGCGUCCAGGGGGAGAAAACUUGCAAUCCCACCCACCAUUGCACCCAAUGUGUUUUGACUACACAAUUUUGGCUUUAGGUGCUAUCCCCAGAACAUAAUCCCUGCAUAAAUUGCAGGCUUUCUGUAAUUCAAAAUGUCACUUGUUUUCCAGUUAUUGAGCACUAUGAUAUUAGACAGAUCAAUCUCAUUCUUUUUUUGACUGAUCACAUAACCAGCCCCUGCUCAUCUUGAGUUUGCCUUCCUAGUCUGACCCUGUCCUCUUCAGUUUUGUUUUACCAAAAUGUUUGGUAAACAUUGGAAUAAAAGCCUCAAAUGGCAAACCUCCGUAGCCAUUCUCCAUGCUACUAUGUCUUCCUACUAUUUUUUUGUUUUACAGACACAAACAUGGUGACCCCUUUAAGAAAACAUCGCCCUUUAAGAUGAACAAGAUACAUAGCUAAGAAACAACAGAAAGCUAUCUCGGCAGCUACUAACUUACAAGUAAGAGUACCCCAAAUUAUGAAAAGCACACAACGUUCUUCUAAAAAUAAAACCACACACAGAGAGCUAGAACUUUAAUAGUAUUAAUUAUUUCAGUAAUAAAACUAGCUUAAUGUGAACUGAAUACAAAUUUCAGAAAGGAUUCUGAAAUCUGUAUAGAAGAGGAUAAUUUCAAACACCAUUUACAUUUUUAAACUAUUCCAUGAAGUGUGUCCUCAUUUUAAAUGUCCCUUGGUUACAUCUUUUGUAUGAAGUGAGUACUUGAAACUAAAAGGCUAAAAUAACUGAGCAGGCCAGAAAGAAACAAGUAGAGUAUAAAAUAUUAAAAGGAAGGGAAAUUCUUGGAUAAUUGAGAUGGGUUAAUUGAGGUUACUGAACGUAGCAUUCCUACAGUGUGAAGUUGACAGUUGCACCCUGUGGAUUACACUAAAGUAAACAGAUCCCUUUUGUUUACAACCACCUUAACCAAGUAUUUAAUUAAUAUUAAAAACAAAAUGCAACAUUUAAUGGAUCAUGGCUUGUUUCUAAAACAAAAACAAUGCAAAUGUACAUAAUAUACUAUGGAAUGAGUACAUAAUAGUUGUAUAAACUUUUUAAAAAGUGCCUAUUACUGGCUAAUAAUAGAAUAUAAUGUGAUGGGUAGUCAGAAUAUAAUCCCACUUAUUCUGAUGCAAACGGGAUGAAUUUGAAAGGAUAAGAGUCCUGUGUUCUACUACUACUCUUCCUGUACAAGCAGGACACUUGAGAGUGUAAUGUGAUUCCAACAUUGCAUUCUUCUUAAGAGUACCAAGUUCUUUUGUAGGCUUGCUUGGAGUAGAUUGGGAAUCCCCAAACAUGGGGUUUGUUUAUUUAUUUUGAAGCAUUUUUACCUUGCUUACCAACUAAAAUACUUGAGGUGGCUUAAUAUAUUUGAAAUACAAUAAAAUAGAGAAGAGUUAUUAGAGUGGGCCAAAGUUUUAAGUUCUCAGAUCUUCCAGUUGCCACUCUGCAGUUGAAUGUAUUGGUCUGGAAAGAAGUUCCUCAGAGGUUGGUACCUAUUGGUGGGCUACUUCAGAUGUCUCAGUUUCUGACUCUGGUAGCAAAUGCAGGGAGCUAUUGGAGAGAGUAAAGGUGUCUGUCUCUAUAUUUUUUUUAAUAGUGCCCACCUGUUGUCACAUGCAACCCUUGGGUGGGGUAGAGUAACAAGAGCAGCUGAAACAACCUCUUCAAAGUGUAGGGCCAUAAUUUCUUACUACCUGGGGUCAACAGCUAACAUCCUACAAAUGCCUGAGCAAAGAAGCUUGUUUUCAGUUUGGGAAAAAGAGAAGUUACUAACCAUGCCUCAAAGGAAAGGAUUAAGAGCCAUCCCUCAGUCCUCAAGUGUGUCCUGGCUUUCCAUGCCUGGUAGAUGUUGCUACAAAUGGAAAUUAGGAGUAUCUCUUUUUCAAGCAAACUGGUCAUGCCAGCUCAUUAAUUAACAUGACACCUACAUGACACCAGAUUGUCAUGUGGAACUCCUGCUAUGACUGCCAUGUGUGAUGACCAGGACAGGUCAGCAUGUAACCAUCGCAAAAUAUAGAUAUCCUGAUGGAGUGUUUAGUCCUCAAUAUUAUUAUGAUAAUCAGGAACUCUUCGACAACAUUUUCCAUUCGGAAGCAAAGUGACUCCCAAUUACGCAAGCUACUAAAUGCUUUUGCAAAAGCCCAACAUACUCAUUGCAAGUUGUGGUAAUGUUCAGAAUCUUCUGUUUUUACAUUGUUGUAUGUAUAAAAGACUUGUAGAAGGCAAUAGUUCUUCCUCUUGAUGCUAAGCAACCUGCGUAGCUAUUGUUAAAUCUUUGUUUCAUUUGAUGUUGCAUAUUUGCUUAAUUCUACAAUAUAACAUCAGAACCUCUGCCAAUUCUGAAAACUGCCAUAGCAGCCAAUGUCUCUUGCUUUUAAAACUUUUUUUGCAUUGAAGAAAAUAAAGCACUGCAAGCAUCUGUGGGGACGGAAUGACUAUAAGAACAAUACAGUACACAGAAAUUGAACUACCAUUUUCAUCUGCAUGUGCUGAACCGGAGAAGUGGGAAUGGGGAAAUUAGUCUUAAACUACAACUGUUUAGGAAUCAUACAUUCUUAAUUAUUUCCUGCUGUACAGAAAUGAGUAUGUAAUUAUUAUUAUUUUUUAAGUGUUUGUUGCGCUUGUGCAUAGAAAUGAUCCACCAAGGAAAGCAAAGAAUUAUGCUCACUUCCUCCAGCUACUCCAUAUACAUGAGAGCUGAUGUAGCAUAGUGCAGGAGCGGUAAACUAUUUCAGACCCAGGACCAAUCUUUAACCCAACUGUGUAUUUGGGGGCCCAUUUAUUCCCCCCCCCCAAGUAUUUGUAUGGUGGUAGUGUUGCUGUCAUGACUCACUUUGGAUCAAGCCUUGGCCCAGUAGUGGGUCCCAAUCCACCAGUUAAAGACCAGUAGCAUAGUGGAUAAGAUACUGUGCUACAAACCAGGAAGUCCUUGGUUUGAAUCUCUGUUCUGCCAUGAUAAAAUCAAUAGGUGGUCUUAGGCAAGCCACUCUAAGACAUAUGUGUAUCCAUAGAGUAUGGAGAAUAAUAAUAGUGAAUUGCUUUGCUGGAUUUUUUUUAUGUGAAGUAUUCUGAACACUUGAAAGCACUAGAAAAAUAUUAGUAUUCUUACACUGACUUCUGCUACUUGUUUAAUUUACAUUAUGGCCCAAGCUCUCUCUGGUUCACCGGGGCAAGCUUUGCCCCUUCUCUAAGCGUUCACACAGACAGCUUUUUAUUGGUAAUGCACUACAACUUAACUCAUUUCCCGCUGCUUUCUUUUCUUAAAUCCCCAAGUCUGUUUUCUCAUCCACAGUUCAAACUUGAGAGAUGGUAAGUGGGGCAAUGACUUGUUUUCUGCUUAUGUUAAAACAUUAUCUACAUUGGUGCUGUAUAAAUAAUAAAAUUCCUUUGUAUGUGCAGCACUGGUUCUGGCUGGUGUUGCCAAUAUGUUUGUGUCUGUAUUUCUUGUGCUUUGCGGCUGAGGCGAGAGUAAAAAUGAUCAGAAGCAAACUAUUGUUUUGUGACUGUAAUGAUACCUGUGGUUAUUGCAUCAGUAAUGUGGGCAGCUGGUAAUACUGUCUAAACAUGUUGGCUACAGAACUAAAACGUGUUGAUUCUGAUUUAGCUUGUUUUAAACACUGAAAGUGCAAAGAGCUUUACUGGAGAGUUUUCUUGGUUGACAAAUGGAAAGAAACAAUUUUCAAGCAUAAAAUGAGAAGCUUUAUCAAAACAUUUGUUACAUCUUCUGCACUGUUCUCACUUGUUUGAGGAAGGCAACAGAUUUUGAAAAGAGAUAACCCAGAUAAAUAUUGUUAAUAUUUAUUAAUGUAGUCCCAUCCAUGUGCAUGGUACUUCUCAAAUAAUGGGAAGACAUUUCACUGUCCCAAGGGGAUUGUGAUAUUGAAACACACACAGGAGACAGCAGAGGUGCAUAGAGAAGAAUGUGAUAUUUUCACAUAAUCAUGCUUAGAUUUAGUAUAGACACCAUACUCCAUAUCUGCUUAAGACCAGCUGUUAAAAGCAGGCUAGAAUAGGAAAGUCAUUGAGUGCUUCCAGAAGGCAUUUAGAGGUUAGACUUUAAUGGAUCUUUUACAGAAGGGAACUUCUACAUCAGUGGGGCAGCCACCACAAAUGUCUCGUCAUUUGCUUUUGCUAUUGAACUUUGCUUACAGGUAGAAACGGUUUAGAUGGUUGUGAUGGACCAGCGGAAAUAAGGCCUACCAUCUUAACUAGUUUGGAUAGAACUUGCAAGUUCAGAAAGCUGAUCUGACUUGCUUUCCUGCAACUUUUUGGAAAUUGACCCUGUAUAUGAGAGACCCUUAAAUUCUAUCCUUGUGGUUGUAGAUUUCACUCAAAGCACAGUUAAUGUGCGGUGGCUCAUGGUUUUUUUUGGUAAUGUUUCCACAAUCUGGUGGUCAUGUUUCCGGUAAAAGAGACUAAAUCAUGAAGGCUUUGCUAUUGCCGUCUCCAUGUACGAUAUAUGAUAUAGUACCUAAAGAGCCUCUAAAGUGCAAUUUGCAACCCCUUUUUCAUUUUACAUGUUUGUACCUGUAUGUUCAGUGCUCUCAGUUCUUGUUUGAUACACUGUUUGUCUGUUUCCCCCUUAGAAUAUGGUAUCAAGUUUUCGGGUCUCUGAACUACAAGUGCUGUUGGGCUUUGCUGGACGUAAUAAAAGUGGACGCAAACAUGACCUCCUAAUGAGGGCAUUGCACUUGCUGAAGAGUGGCUGCAGCCCAGCAGUUCAGAUAAAGAUCCGAGAACUCUACAGGCGACGAUAUCCCAGAACAAUAGAAGGUCUUUCUGACUUGUCCUCUUUAAAGCCUUCAGUCUUCAAUUUGGACAGCAGCUCAUCUCCCGUGGAACCUGAUUUAGCUGUUGCUGGUCUGCACCCAAUACCAUCUACAUCAGUCACUCCUCAAUCCCCAUCCUCACCUCUUAGUUCAGUGCUGCUCCAGGACACAAAGCCUCGCUUUGAGAUGCAGCAGCCUUCACCUCCAAUUCCACCUGUGCAUCCGGAUGUUCAGCUGAAGAGCCUUCCCUUUUAUGAUGUACUAGAUGUUCUAAUCAAACCUACAAGCUUAGGUAAGUGGGAUUUUUCAACUGAGCAGUGCAGAUCACUUAACUGUGCAGCUGGGGUGCACCUACCUCAGAAAGUACAUCAUGCUAACUCUCAAGACACUACAGCUGGCUUUAUUGGGGAUGACAAUAAAGUUAUUAGCUUGCCAAGCUGCUGAAAUGUAUGAAGUAUAGUUGCUUGGGGAACUGAUGGCACUCGGUGAACUUUUAAAUGCAUCUAAAUGCAAAAGUACGAUUUAUGCACUUAAUCUGGAAGACCUGAAAGCUACACAGUUCCAUUACUUAAAAGUCAUGUUUUUGUGAAAUUGGGAAAGUUAUGAGACACCCGUUUCUGUACUGCCUUCUGUGGACUCUGGAGUUUGUCAGUGAAUUAAAGCUAAACUUUUCUGUGUCCCUCUGCAGUACAGAGCAGUAUUCAGAGGUUCCAGGAGAAGUUCUUUAUCUUUGCUUUAACACCGCAGCAAGUCAGAGAAAUCUGCAUUUCCAGGUAAUAGCAGAACGUCUAGCCUGAACUUCCUCAUACCAGAUUUGGUUAAUUUUCUUUGGCAGAAUUCCAGACCACUUGAUCUACCUCUGGGAAUCCCAUAAAAAUAACUGAUGGCUUCUUGGAAUCCUGAAAACUACUUCCUAGCAAAAUACUAGUAUCUCAGUUAAUCUUGUAGAAUGAACACAUUUUUCCAAGGAGAUUGUUCAGAAAUGAGAACCCUGUUGGAAAUAUGAUAGACUUACGACAGCUGCUAACUUUUAAGUUCAGAUGCAUGUAAUUUUUAUGAAUAUGGUGAGGCUAAUUCGCGAUGUGAAUUACAGCAUUGAGGCUUCAGCCUGUCAUCCCCCACAAAUACAGUAAAUGGAUCUAGCAAAGAUGACACUUGGAAGUGCUGAUGAAUUCGGUGGCUGUUCCUCUGAUGUCUCAGAGAGUAUUUGACAGCCCUCUUGUAGGUUUAUCUCUGCAACUAUGAAAGCCAUAUGUUCGCAGAGUUUCACUUGUUGUCUCUGGGAAAUGGAUACACUUGAUCUUUUGCUGUCCAUAGUGUUUUGUGUGUAUGUGUAUCUGUGUGUAUCUCUCUCCUUAUAUCUGUAUCAAUAGUGGACUCUCACUGUGCUUGCAGAUACUUAUAUUCAUGAAAGCAAGGUAGAGUUACAAAUCAGGAUUAGGAAGGUAACCGUUGCAUGAGGAGUUGACUUGUUAAGCGAUAAAGCAACCUUAGACUUGUCUAAGUAACUUCUGCUUUUGUUGUGACAGGGAUUUUUUGCCAGGAGGCAGAAGGGAUUACACUGUGCAAGUUCAGCUGAGGUGACCAACUUAUUUACAUAAAUGUAUAAAUGCCUCUUUUAAUGGAGUACAUUUCAAUGCACUGCCAUUCAACAAUAUUAUUUUCUGCAAACAGGUUAUGCCUGGCAGAAACCAGCUGCCCCCAAGAAGAUAACUACCCUAGUAGCUUGUGCAUAAAAGUAAAUGGAAAGCUAUUUCCAUUGCCGGUAAGCUGUUGAAAAUUUUGAUGGUGCGUCUGUUUGAAACUUCUUGUAAUCCUGACUUGCCAGCCCAAUGGGUGCUAUACCAUCCUGAUCCACUGGCCGUAAGGAGGGCUCAUGGGAGUGGUUGGGUGCAGGGAUACCAAAGGAUGUUAAAAACAGAGUGAGCUGUUCAAGUGCUUUAUUAAAGAAGGCGUAGACUUACAGCAAAGCAGCGUGCUAGUUCUCGUAGCUUUUGCAGACGCAUGACAGACUUCGCAGCAAGGAGAUGUCUUGUCCGCACCCAAGCAAACAUUUAUACAUCUUUUAUGCAACAAAGAAGCAUACAUCAUUUAACCUGACUAGCUGAGGGCAUAGGUGGCAAGUAUCCAAACCUUACUGAUAGCUCCCCUUUCCUGGGCUUCGAGCCCAGCACCCCAAGCCCCACAGAUAAGGGUAACAUCAAAGCAAGCCAAUUAGCCUAGAUCAAAGCAAGCGAAUAUAAACAUAUACGAGCUCAUUGCUGUAACAACUACCAAUUAAUUGUGGGGUCAUCUUGACUACCAAUAUGGCAUUAGCAAAGCUUCCAGAACAGUUCACCUUUGGUUCAACACAAAUACCCUCUGCCACACAACUACCCAUAAAUGUCUCUAGAAUGAAAGUUGUGGAACUAAAUAACUAGUAUUUGGAUCUGUGAAAAAAUACAGUUACAAAACUUGGUUGAUGCUGCAUCAGUGUGCAUUAUUCACAGAGCAGAUUUGGAAAUCCUUUAUUCACAGCUUGGAAUUUCCCCUACUUUCCUUCUCUGACUUAAUAAUAAUAAUAAUUUUUAUUUAUACCCCGCCCUCCCCAGCCAAGGCUGGGCUCAGGGCGGCUAACAAGCAGUAAUAAAAAUAAGUUGAAUGAAUGCAACUUAAAAACAAAAUUAAAAUACAACAUUAAAAGAUUGAAACAUUAAAAUAUUAAAAUGUAGCCUCAUCGCAGGAGGAGAAAGGAAAAGAAAAAAGAAAGAGGGGGAGGGAAUCAGUGGCGUAGCGUGGGUUGUCAGCACCCGGGGCAAGGCAAGUAAUUUGCGCCCCCUAACCCGUGGAUUUGCGCCCCCUAACCCGUGGAUUUGCCCCCCCUAACCCUAACCCCCAGAUAUUGCGCGCGGUGCGGCCGGCCCCCCCUGCACCCCCCACGCUACGCCACUGGAGGGAAUCAAAUUGGCUCCAAGCCAAAGGCCAGGCGGAACAACUCUGUCUUACAGGCCCUGCGGAAAGAAAUCAGAUCCUGCAGGGCCCUGGUCUCAUGAGGCAGAGCGUUCCACCAGACUGGAGCCAGAGUUGAAAAGGCCCUGGCUCUGGUUGAAGCUAAUCUAACUUCCUUAGGGCCCGUGACCACUAGGGUGUUGCUAUUUAUGGACCUUGAGGCUCUCCGUGGGGCAUACUUAAAGUUACUGGUGUGGCGCUGUAGCCAAGUUUGCUUUCCCGAAGCAAAGCUUCGAGUAAACUAACAAACUAACUUUCUUAAGGAACUUAUUUCAUAAAGAAGUGAUGCAGUCCUUUCUUCCCUCCCUCAGACUUAAGUUACUAAGGCUGCAAUCCUAUAUGCGCAUUUGGGAAUAAGACCCACUGAACCCAUUGAGGCUUACUUCUGAAUAAACAUGUAUAGGAUUGUGCUGUAAGGCUCACAAAACAAAUGGAUGCUUGGCAAAUGUUUUAAUUUCCAUUGAAAUCAAUGGGACAUUAGUGUUUAAUUUUAGCUUGCAUAUACUGUAACUUACUAGAAAUUGCAAUGUUUUGAGCAGUCUCCAAAGAGAAAAUCUAUAUAAAUGAAAAAAUGAUUUUUUGUCUGUGUUUUUUAGGGAUAUGCUCCACCACCCAAAAAUGGAAUUGAGCAAAAGAGGCCGGGGCGCCCCUUGAAUAUUACAUCUCUAGUCAGGCUAUCCUCUGCAGUGCCAAAUCAGAUUUCUAUUUCCUGGGCAUCUGAAAUUGGAAAGGUAAAUUGAAAUCUUUCCCUCUUGCAAAAUGACUUCAUGUAAAGAAAACAAAUGUAGAAUUGUUUUGAAGGAAAAGUAUAAAUCCUUGCCUUGGAUUUCUAGUGACCUACGUGCAUUGAAACAGGAGGGUUGGCAGCUAGAAGACAGGUCCAAACGUGGGUGAGGCUGCACCAUUGGGCCCACCACAUGGUGGUGAAGAAGAAAGCUAGCUUCUCCACCAUCGCUGCAUCUGCAAGUAGCCGCCCAGCAGAGCUUUGCCUAGUAGUGAAUUGGCUUGUGUCAUCUGGCCUAGAGUGCAUUGCUCUGACACCCUCAGAUGUCUGUUGGGCAGAGAUGACUUGGCCGCUGUAUUCCCUGCUCCGGUAACUUCCAGACUGAGUUAUUAUAAAGUGCUCUAAGUAUCGCUGCCCUUGAAGAUGACUUGGAAACUUCUGUUGCCCAGAAUGCAGCGGCAAGAUAAGGCUGGGGUUACCUUCUGAUCUUCCAUAAACUGAUUUGAAACCACUGCGCUGGUUGUUUCCGGGCCCAACUCAAGGUGCUCACGUUAGUGUUUAAAGCCCCAAGUGACUUAGGGCCACAAUGCCUGUAAGACUGCCUCCUUGCCUACAGACCCUCUUGGGUGCUAAGCAGGGCGGAGGGUGCCCUCUUGGUUGCUCCUUCACCCACAGAAGCUUUGUGGCACCUCUGUGGCAGCUCCUAAAUUGAGAAAUUCCCUUCCCAUAGUGGUGCAUCUGGCACUUUCAUUAUACGUCUUUCAGUGAAUGCUGAAGAUGCGCCUCUUUAUCCUGGCUUUUGGCAUUUGAGAGGUAUAUUAUUAGGACCCACCUUAUUUUUGUAAUUUUAGAUUGUUUUAAACGGUUUUUAAUAUUGUGUAAUAAUGUUUUAAUAUUAAUAUUGUGUUUGAAUUGUUAAUUGUUGUAACUUGCCCUGGGACCUUCAGGUGAAGGGCGGAUAAUAAAUUGUAAUAGCAAUAAAUAACUCGUUCAUGCAACACUAUUUCUCUUUUUUAACUUACUGUGAUCUGAUUCUGUGUGUCUGUCUGCUGUAAAUGGAGGCUUGCUGUUGUUGUUGUUGAUGAUGAUGAUGAUGAUUUGUAUACCACCUUUUAACUGAAGAUCAUUUGUCUGUGAAAAAGACCUUUUCAUUCUUUCACAUUUCCUCUCCUGUAGAAUUACUCAAUGUCUGUGUAUCUUGUACGCCAACUCACUUCAGCCAUGCUGCUACAGAGGCUAAAAAUGAAAGGUAUUCGAAACCCUGAUCAUUCCCGGGCACUAAGUGAGUAGAUCAUUCUUGUGUUUUUCUUCCUUCGGUUACAUGUUUGUAAUGGGCUGUAGGUUUCCAAUAAAAGCAAUUGGGUGGCUUCUCAUCAGGGUGGUUCUUGGCAUCCCAUGUGGCUAAGUGUGAGGAGUAGCAGGGUAUUAUUGCCAGAGUGCAGAAGAAAAUGCUUUUUUUUGGAAGGGCCGCUUUGACAUCUAAUAGGAAUCAAAAGUGUUAUUUUGACUUCCUGAAGCAUUUUACAAUAUUGGACCAUGUAUAUGUAUACUGACAGGGGCAGUAGCUAGAGUGUCAGAGUAGGGUGCAGGAGGCCCCAUCUUCAGAUACUUGUGUAGCCAUAAAGCUUACUGAGUGACUAUCUCUCAGCCUUGCCUGCCUUGCUUGCAGGGCUAUCACGAGGAUAAAAUAAGGCGGGAGAGCCCUGUAUGUCAAUUUGUGAUUAUUGGCAUAUAACUAAUAACUGAAAUGCAAAAGAAAGUUGCAAAGUAGCUUCAGCUGCCCUUAAAACAGUGGUAUACCGAAGUCCCAUUUUUUAAAAUACUUUGCUUGUUUAGAUUACUUUUACUGAGUUACCUUUGUCACCAACCUGUUGAAAUUUCAUUAAGGGCAAAGUACUAUUUCGUAUUCUACUUUUACAAAUUGCCUUACUGAAAUCUUGGGAAUAUGCUGGGUCUAGAAUAAACCUUGCAACAAUUUCUUAGCCUGGUGUUGAAGUGCAGAUUUUUGUUUCUGCAUGCAGAGGAUUCUGGAGCUGUUCCAAAUAUCCAGCUGGGCUGUUAGAGUGUCUUGCAUCAUGUCUCCCAUGCUGCUUAAGUCUGGUGGCUGCCAUUCAGGACUCUGGGGCACCUCUUCACCUUGCAGCUUCCUCCCUUUCCCUGCAAGAAGAAAAAAGCACCACUUAGAUUUGCAUAGGCAGCUGAUUGGUGUGAGAGCAAUGUCCCAGCAACAGGCUCUAAAUGCAUUCAUCUUACAGAUUUUAUAUAGCAAUUGUAUUAUAGAUGGGAAACUUCACAUUAGGAGUUCUAAUGUGCAGCUUUGAAAUUUUGUCAGUACCAUUAUCAUUUUAUGUUGAAUUUACAAAUUCUUGAAAUAGCUAGGCCAUAUAUUAUUCUCUCAAGCUUUUGAGUAAUUAAGAAUUGCACAUUAAAAGUUAUAGUCCAGCAAGAUAUUAAAGCAUUUAUUUUAAAUCUUUCCCCCAUUCUUUUUAAAAAUAAUAGUUAAAGAAAAACUCACCGCUGACCCAGAUAGUGAAAUUGCGACUACCAGUCUGCGAGUAUCAUUAAUGUGUCCCGUAAGUAGAGUUGGAUAAUAGCUUGGAAUGAUGUCUUAUAGGGAAAUUAUUUGCUUUGAUUAAAACACUUUUUGUUUCAGCAAGGCUAUCCAGAAUCCUAACUUGGUCACAUUUUUAAAUAUUUGCUGAUUGUAUCUGAGUAUUAUUGUCUUAAGUAAACUGUUUAGAGAUUAUACAUUUUUUCUGAACAAAAUAAAGAUUAAGAGGUAGACUCUGCAAAUAAGUAUGUCACUAGUAAUACAGUAUAUGCAAGUUGCUAUGGUUUGCAUAUUUAUGUGGAAUUUGGGUUCUAGUAUGGAUUUCAAAGCCCCCUAAACUAUAAAGAGAAAGCUGAUAAGAUGUUACUGCAUCUUCUAAAGAUGUCUGGUAGAACUGGUUUUAUUUUAAUUUUAAAGGUUUUACUGUGUUGGGUUUUUUUAGCAGUAGUUGUUGUUGUUUGAACUUGCUAUACACAGCUUAGAGAUACUUUAAUAUAUUAAGUGGUAUAUAAAUUGCCUGAACAUUAAAUACACACAUACUGUUAGUGGGAGCCCUCCUAAGCCCAAAGAAAAGCCACUUGAUCCAUUCACAUACAGAGCUGGAAAGAUUCUGAAUCAAGGUGCCCAAAUGUCUACACUUCCAACACCAUUUCCACUAACAUCUCUGAUGGGAUCUGUGAAGUGUGCAAGUCUCAUGUCCACGACAUGCAGUGAUGCCAGUGGCAUUUGUAUGUGGCACUUUACGCAACACGAAAACUUACUUCCUUGCGUAUGGCGUGUCAUUUUAUGAGGUGAAGCUUAAUUUUUUUCUUCAGUGAGGGUUAUUAAAAAUAGGUUUUUGGGUGUGAGGAAUUAAAAUCUGCUAUUUUUGUGAUUGGACAAUAUUUAGUUUGGUGAUUCUACGUUUUAUGAAGAAUUACAUAAACUGCUUUUGGAAAAACCAAAAAAUUUUAAUUGUACCUUCUGAAAAUGUCAGGUAAUGCUUAAUAAUAAUAAUAAUAAUAAUAAUAUAGACUAUAACUGCAAGUACUUGGUAAUCAUUUUUAAUGAUUUCUAUGCAGUUUGACACACAUUUUACUUACUACCACAUUUUCCCUACCAAGCAAAUUAAUUUAACAAAAUAUCUUUUGAAUUUCCAAGUUAUGUUACAACUUUAUAUCACCCCUCAUUUUUGGAAUUUGAAAGUUGAAAGAUUCAGCAUGCCCUACAAUGAGUUUGACUGAUCAGUUACGGGAGGCAAUCUGAUGGCUGAGAGGCUAUAACUUGGGGGGGGGGCGGUGGAUCAAUGAGGAGUUUGCCCCUUACCUAGGGAGUCCCACCCACACUGUAGAUUGCUUUCAUGCGAGGAUCUAGGCUCCAGACUUCCGCAAACAAUCAAGGAUUGUCUGGUUUUGUCUUUUUCAUAAAGGCACCCAAUUCCAUUCGCUAACAAUGGCUCUCUCUCACCUCCCCACCCUUUCCUUCCAUCACUGCCUCCCUACCUUUGACGCCUUUCACUUUCUACGUGACCUGGUCUCCAGCUGGGGAAAAUGCGGCUGACAAUUCCCUGCCGUGCCGUUACUUGUACCCACCUGCAGUGCUUUGAUGCUGCUCUCUAUCUACAAAUGAAUGAAAAGAAACCCACCUGGAUAUGUCCUGUGUGCGACAAGAAAGCUGCAUAUGAGAGUCUCAUCUUAGAUGGGUAAGACGAGGAGGCGGUAUCUCGCUUUUUCAGGCAGCAGUAGCUGUGCUCUUAGAACUAUAAAAGCAGUUUGCUGCAUUCAGUGAAUUAACAGCAGGAGCUGCCUAGCAAGUAAGCUAGCAUUGUGUCUUUCCAGGGGCAUGUGUUUGGUUGUGGUAAAGCCAUAAAGAAUUGGAACUAGCCUGCAUUUGAAGCUUGGAACUUAUAGCCCAUGACACACUCCACUCUUUAAUCACAACUUGAACGGUCACCAGCAUUACCUCUUGGCCUAUAUAGAUCUAAUGUGAUAAAAGGGUUAUAACCUUUUAAAUUGACAACCAGCUUCUAGGGCUAUAGACCUGGCUUGAGACUUAGUUUGCUCCCACCAGAGGUCUGUGAACGGCUUUAUUAUAUGAUUGAGGUGACAAGCAGUUAAUUUAUGAAUGUGAGUCGCAGGGAAUCCUGAUCCUGUCAGAUGGUUCCAAAGGGUGAUUAACUAGCUGUUGUCUCAUGAUCGGAAUCUUUAUCGAACCAUGUGGAACACAAGGAUUGAUGUGGGACUUUAAGUAAAGUAUUAAUCUGAUUUAUAAAUUUACCUUCAAGCCGUUUUGAACAAUAUCAAAUUCAAAUUCUUUGAUCUAAUAUCUCAAACCUAUUCUCCACAAAAAUUCACCCUGCACGGCUAGAGGCCUCAUACCUUGCCAGGCUCAAAACAAUUUGUGGUUCAUUACCAAUCACUCAGUCCCAGAAUGAAUACUGGUAGAACUCAACAGCAGCUAGUUAACUGUAGCUCACAUGGGUAAGAGCCAUUGGGUUGGAGUGGAGCUGGGACCUCCUUUUGGAAGGGAAGCUUCACUUUCUAAGGCAGCCGUCACUCAAAGGCACCAUCAGAACAGUCAGCGGACACAAACUUGUAACGUUUAAUGCUAUUUUCCAGACUCUUUAUGGAAAUUCUAAACGAAUGUUCAGAUGUAGAUGAGAUCAAAUUCCAGGAGGAUGGUUCCUGGUGCCCUAUGAGGCCGAAGAAGGAGGCUCUGAAAGUUGUCAGCCCGCAGUGCACCAAGGUAGAAAGUAAGUAACUUGGAAUUCAGGCCAUGAAACCCCUGUCCCAGUUGACGUGGGAACCUAUCCAGGCUGACUGUUUACUCCUAUUUGCAGAAGAGGCAGCAGAUACUUUUGCCUCCUUGCAGAAACUGCCUCCCAGUUCCUUCACUAUCUGGCUCAGAAGCUGGGCGUGAUUUUUUAACGUGUCUCUCCAGAAGACAAAUACCUACCUGGCCUAUUCUUUCAGAUCUCCGUUCAUCUGUUUAUCCUGUUACUUAUCUGUUAAGUCUUGCUCAGUGCUAUUUUUCUAGAAAAAGAGGUGCCGGAACUCAGCAUGAACAUCUCCCUAGUCCUAUUAUAGUGGCAUUGGCACACACCUGAGAGGUGCCGGAACUGAGUUCCGGCUGGAAAAAAGCCCUGGUCUUAUUCUUGAUUUCUUUUUCUGAGCUUCGUUCUCCCUACAUAGGGAAACGAAAACCCCUAAACUUUUGUUUUCUCUCUUCCCUGCUUCUCAUGGCACCAACAGGGAAGUGCUGUGGAACAAAGUCUUCCAAAACAACCCUGCUUCCGAAGAGUUAAACUUCUGAAGCAUCUGUCCUCCAUGCCCUGCCAAGUCAGAAAGGGAACUCUAGAGGCCCAGCAAAGCACAGCUUAGCUGCAACUCCACGCGGCUCAACAAACAAGGGAAACUGCUGGUGGAAGUCCCUGUCAGUGUGUCCAGACCUUCAAAUUCUCAGGUGCAGAACGGAGCAGGGCAUAUCUAUCAGCAGUAUCCCAGUUCUGGUCUGCCCUAGUGGACGACUCUGCCCGUUUGCAAUCCAAUGCCAAGCAAAAAUGACAUUCCUUUCACAGGCCACCAGGUGGCUGCAGAGAGUCAUUGGUACCGUCCUAACAGUUCCUGUACAGCCGUGGGAAUAUAUUUGUCAGAUAGCAACUCCCCAUCAUUCCAAAUGUCUGCCUCUCUGCAGGGUCCUGGAUGCUACCCUUGCGUAUCUGGCCAGAAUGAUGCAAUUCUGCACCUUUUUCUGCCUCUAUCCUCAAUGCUCAGUUCAUGAGAGAAUUAAAGAGCCAUAAUUGUUUAUAAUUGAGCAGCUGUAUAAAAGAAGAGUAAGAAAGCACACCCAAAAAAGGGGAGGCACACGCUGUUCCCCUCUUCCUCCAUGGAGUCUCCCUAGCCCAGUGGAAAAAAGUCAACCAGGGCCCCAGCAUGAACCAUGCCAAAGCUCUCUCAUCCUUCUUUUCUAACUCCUCAGCUGAGUUGAGGGUAAUCUCCUGAUUCACACUCAUUGGCAUGAGACAGAAUUCUAUAUUUAAAAAUCUUAAGGAUUCCACAAUAGUCAGUUUACUCCACCUCUGGAUGUAGUUUCUUCUUAGAUUCAACAGCUCUUGUUAGGAGCAGGUCUGGAGAAAGACAGAAUCAGUAAGCAAAAGAAACCAUAGGCUGCAAAGGACAAGAGUGAAGGGUUGAAACUUUCCUGGAUCUUUGAACUUGGUAUCUGGGAUUCUUCAUGCCCCCACCCCCUUGGCCUCACUGGAGAAGAAAUGGUGAGUCAAGCCUGCAGCCGAAUAAUGUAGUCAUUCCUUUAAUGGAGAAAAGCAGAGUAGCAACUCAGUUCAAACAGUUUGGCCACAAGGGGUGUGUGUGUGUGUGUGUGUGUGUGUGUGUGUGUGUGUGUGUGUGUGCUUGUUUGCAGGAGGGUAAACAUCACCUCUGUUGCACUUUAGACAAUUGCUUUGCAAUUUACUCCUUUCAGCCUUAUCACCAAAAGUGCACAUCACCUCGUACUCAAAGACAAGGAGAUCCUAUAGCCUUCAUCUUGAGCAGUUGCACUUUUUCUUUCCAGGUUCCAGCAUGGUCAGCAAGCCCUGCUCCACGCCAAUCAGUGAGGUCAGCAAAAAGAAAGUUGACGUCAUUGACCUCACAGCUGAGAGCUCGUCUGAUGAAGAGGAAGAUGCGCCUCCCAAAAGGAAAUGCAUAUAUAUGUCUGACACACAAGCAAGUCCCACCAAAGGGUUGGUUAAUUUUUCACGUGAAUAAUACUAUCUGUCCUGGUUUGUUUGUCUAUCAGUUCCCCAUCCUGGCAGCUUGGGUCUGGUUUUCUCUUUUCUGCUUGUACAUCAUUAAGUAGAUGUGCUGAGUCCAUCUCUCGCCACUCUACCCCUGCUUUCUUGGAAGCCUCUUCUCUGAUUAUUUCCUGUUUGAUUAAAGAUGCCCAAACGCAGCUAGCUGUGUUAAGGCAAGCAAAAUUCAUUUUUGAAGAGUCCGUCUGCAGGCAAAUCAAAUCUCACCCUGGAUUUAGGAGUUAAGAAAUGCUAUUGCUUUAGUCUGUUUCAGAGGAAAUCCUUCUCUCUACAAAGUCCUCUUCUAGCUCCAGAGUCCAAAAUGGUGUGUAAGGUAGUUCAUAUAGAAAUUAUUGAUCUUUUCUUCCUCUUCAAGCAGUGUGGAUUACACUGGUUUUUGGCCACUGUAGAUUGUACACCUUCGCAAAACAAGAACACCCUCAGGUUUCGCCAACUGCUGAUCUGUGCACUGAGUGAUCUCCCUAUGGUCCAGUAGGAGGCAGGUUUUUAGAAGCAAGAUCUGGUCAGGGCCCCUCCCAAUUCCCAUUGGGAACCUGUCUCCUAGUUUGCCAAUCUGUUUUGCUCUGAGGGAACCAGAGCGUCAGGAUACAUAGGCUUCUGAUUGGAUGAAUCAGGAGUGCUUGUUGGCACACAGAGUUGGCGCUGGCUGCCUUUUUGGCCAAUCUGGUCUUUUCUCACAUUGCAGGAGGAUCUCUUUCGAUUGCUCUUCCCCACAUACUCCAGAACAGAGGUGGUUACAGUGGUACCUCGCAAGACGAAUGUCUCGCAAGACAAAAAACUCGCUAGACGAAAGGGUUUUUUGUUUUUUGAGCUGCUUCGCAAGACGAUUUUCCCUAUGGGCUUGCUUCGCAAGACGGAAACGUCUUGCAAGUUUGUUCCUUUUUCUUAACACCGUUAAUACAGUUGCGACUUGACUUCGAGGAGCAACUCAUAGCACGCGGUGUGGUAGCCUUUUUUGAGGUUUUUAAAGACUUUGGUGAUUUUUGAAGCUUUUCCAAAACUUUCCCGACACCGUGCUUCGCAAGACGAAAAAAAUCGCAAGACGACAAAACUUGCGGAACGAAUUAAUUUCGUCUUGCGAGGCACCACUGUAAUCAUUUUUAGGCUGAGGACAGCAUUGACCUAUGGGGCUGCAUAUCAGAGUGGGCGUGGAUUUUGCUGUCUACGCAGUUCAGCCUUGGGAGUUUUGCUCUGAAGUAACGUCUUUUAUGUGCUUGUGUGGCUGGAUUCUGCUUUUAAAAUCCACUUUGACUGCAGCUCUAAAGGAUGCAUUUUGUGAAUUGUCCUGAUGGCCUGCCUUGGGCCAUGUUGGCAGGAUGAGCAUCCAGAGAGACAAAAAGGAAAAUGCUUACAAUAAAGACCCACACUGGUUGUGUGUAUUCUGAUGACUGAGUCUAAGAGGGCUCAGCUGUGCACAGCUUACCUUCCUGCUGACUGCUGCGUUGUUUCUGACAUUCCACCUUCUGUUUCACCCACAGGGUGCUCAUGUAUCAGCCGUCUACUGUACGAGUGCCUGGAGUGAGCACAGUGGACCCUUCUGCUAUUCCACCCUCAUUAACGGACUACUCCGUACCAUUCCACCACCCACCAAUAUCAAGUAUUUCAUCAGAUUUACCUGGUAAGGCUUCUUUUUCUGAACUCAACUCUGUUAUCAGUUGGGGCAGACGCGACUUAAGAAUCAAAUCGGCAUAGGAUGAGAGGAUAAAGGGUAAAGAGAGAGGACCAUGUCAUCUCGUUUUUAUGUCCUCUUGAGCAGGGAGAGGUGAAAUAAAAUUAAUCCUGGGUCUUGCCAGUUCUCGUCAUCCUUGGCCCUUGCACCACAAUGUAACAUUGAGAUUUCUCCAUGAUGCAUCUUCUUUCAAUGCAAUGUUUUUUUCUUCUAGGUUUGGAUUUUCUUUCUUUAAUCCCAGUUGACCCACAGGUAAAUAUAUUCAUUACAAAUUAUUUACUUUUGCUUUUUUUCUUGCUUAAACUGGAAUAAUGUAGACACGAGUACCCUUCUGCUAUUUGAUUGUUAGAUUUGGGGCAUUUUUAAAAAUUACCAUGACUGCUCUCCCAUGGUGGCAUUCGCAUCUAAGAUUUGAGACUGAACGUUUUAACAUCCUCUGCGAGGUGUGGGUUAAAAACUUGAAGCAGUAGGAAUAAUUUCUUGAAGGAAUGCUUUUAUCAUUUAAUUUCAUUGGCUUCUCCUUUCUUUCCCCUCCCACCCCUUUUAAGCAGGCCCAUAAGGCAGCACGCAGAUGGUUUGUGGUUAGGUUACUUAUAAGGAUGGCCAAUAAUGUACCGAGUUGACAGGUUCCUUGUAAUCUUAGCAUGCCUGUCUAAUGGAGAGAUUUCAGAGUUGCCCUUUUUGAGCCUUGCGAAACCGUAUUAAUUGACCUUGUCUUAACUUUGCUUACUCUAGCCUGGAUGCUUGCACUUUUUCCCCCCCUGUGUGUUUUGUCUCUCUUCCUUAUCUGCACCAUUGUUUGUUUCAAGCAGUACUGUCCUCCUAUGUUUUUGGAUAGUCUCACCUCGACGUUGCCAACAAGCACCACCCCCGGCAACAUCAUCACCUCCACCAGCCACCACGAGAGCAGCACUCGCGUUAGCUCCUCAGGCCGGAGCGAGACGGCAGUUAUCACCAGCAGCAGCGGGAGCAACAUUCCUGACAUCAUCUCUCUGGACUAAAAGCUGGCAAAAUCUGCCCAUCUGCAACUGCACAGGGCUUGUCCAUUCACAUGCCUAAAUCCCUGGACCAUCCGCAACUUGGACCUUAUUUGGGGUAUUUAUUUGAAAGGAGCCGGGGGGAGGGAAACGCUUUGGAUUUUUUUUUACCCUCUCUGUGGAUUGACAGUACCACAAAAAGAGGGCGGGAAACUGACUGGAUUAUAUUUUUGUUGUCUUGGGGUUUUUCCCCCCUGCUCAGCUUGGGAAGAAUGUGGUCAGUUUGAGGACGCCAGCCCAUCAAGCUUGCUAUGAAGAAACUGACGUGGGUUUACUAUGUGGAUUCCAGGGCAGAUUCCAUAUUUUGAUUUUAUUUUCUCGUUACAUUUAGCAAUAAUGUGAACAGUUUUGUUAAAAAUCAAAAAGCACUUAAUUUCUCUGGAAUAACAGAUGAAAGGACAAGAGGAAGUUGGCAAUUUCUUCAGUGGAGGACAAACUUUUGUGAAAAUAAUAGGUGUAUAAACUAUGUUUGCCUCUUUGCUUCUCCAGUUGCUUCACCAUCUCCUUCCUAAAUCUGGAUAUAUAUUUUUUCCUAUUUGGAAGCUCAUGCUGCUUGGAGAAUGUUCAGUUAACAACUGCGAAAAAGGCACAGAAAUGUGGGGGGAAAGAAUGCUAUGCAAGGUCAGCUUCACAAAUCGAAUCCAUGUUCACAAAACAAAGAAUUCAAAACCCAGCAAUUAGCUUUCAGGACAGGAUUAUCAGUUCUCCGUGGAUGAAGGAAAAGAAUUUCUGCUUCUUCAAGUCCUACAAAAUGGCCAGUGCUUCAGAUUUGCGUGUGGUGCUAAGCCUCUGCUGAGUCAGCUUGUGUUAUGCCAUAUUUUGUAGCCACAGAAAGAAUCUAUGCCCAUCAUGAGGUAGAAACUCUUUUUACAACUGUCCAAUCCACAUUACUUAAGUCAAGUUGCUGCUAGGAAGAUUGAUCCUCAUUCCCUUUAGAAUAGUUAUGAGAACGAUUUACUUGACUGCAUAGAUGACAUAGCAUUUCAGAUCUCUACUUUGGAAAAAAUAAAUAAACCAAUUUUGCCAUUUGAAGAGGCUAAUGAAUGCUUUGGGUACUGGGGGUAGGUUUAUACUUUGAUGCAGCUAGUCCUGGUUCAGAUGAGGACAUCCUGAAAUUGCAGGAGGCUACAUGUAAAACAUGAUUUCAUUGAUGUAAGAUUCCCUGAUUGAUUUCUUUUAUGUGUUAAGAAGGAAAUCAUCCUAGUAAUUCCUGCUUUACUGUGCUUGCCAAUCCAUGUCUCUCCAUACAGUCAAUCCUCUGUUCCUGAACACCUCCGUUUUGGCUCCUGAAUGCCGAAAACUUGGAACUGUUCCGGUUUUCGAACAAUUUUCAGAAGCCGAACAUGCUACACGGCUUCCAUUUUGAGUUUCCUUAUUGUAUUGAGGCUUCUGCUUUCGGUUGUCAAAUGUUACGGAAGUCGGAACGGAUUGCGUUCAACAACCAAGGUUUGACUGCAUGAAAAGUUCCUGUGCCAUUAGUAGUAAUAGAGAAUUUUAACCAGUGUGUUCCGAAGAGCCACGUACCUCCAGGCCCCUUCUUUAAUUUGCGAAAAGGUAACCCCCAUAGCAUUGAAAGGCUGCUGCUGUUCUUCACUGCAUUCUCUCACCUUCUCAUAUGCUUAAAUUGUUAACACUUUCAGCUGUAUGGCCAAAUACUACAGUGCUACUUCUGAUUCUUUACCACACUUGAUAUUCUAUUGCCAUUUUAUAGACACAUUUGCUUGCAGGAAUGAGGAGAUACCCAGUAAUGGUUACACUUCAGAUGUUUUGAAAACUUAUCAACACUGGGUAGAAUUUAGUUUUACAGUGGUACCUUGGUUUACAAACUUAAUCCGUUCCAGAGGUCUGUUCUUAAACCGAAACCGUUCUUAAACAGAAGCGCACUUUCCCUAAUGAGGCCUCCAGCCACUGGUGCCCUUCCACCGUUCGGCUUCCGUUCUUAUACCGAGGUAAAGUUUGCAAACCAGGACACUACUUCCGGUUUUGCAGAGUUCGUAAACUGAAUAGUUCGUAAACCGAGGUACCACUGUACUCAAGAGUAGACCCACUAAAUUAAUGGACCUUAACUGUUGAGUUUUGCUCAGGGUAGAUUCACUGAAGUGAACAAACUUCAAGCUGAAUACAGUCUAUUGCUUUCAGUGAGUACUGGUAUCAUUCAUUGUUUUCUUUUUCCAUUCUAUCUCCAAGCAUCCCAUUCUGCUAAGUCAAUUCUUAGCUCACAUGAUGGGUUUUGCAUUGUGCCAGUCUUCAUGUGUCUGCUAAUUUGUAGUUAUUAAAAGUAACCUGGUAUCCGGGGGUGGGGGGGGUUGACUUUAAAGCCAUACCAAUUGCUAGUUUGAGACCUCCAGUCCUUGAGCAGCUUGCAGCAUUGUAACACUGCAGGUCCCAGGAGGUGAGGCAAAUUCGCUAAGUCAGGUACUGUCUUUUAUUGGAAGUCUCUCUUACAUUUUUCAGGGUUGUAAUACAGCUCUUUGCAACAAAAAUUCCUGCAAGUAGAUGGUUUAGAACUUUACUCAAGUCUCAAACGUGUCUCCAGGGCAGUAGUUCUCAUCUGUUAAAGCUACUGUUUGUACGUAAUAGGGCAAUUGCAAAUAAGAUUAAAGGCCUUCAAGUGAUUUUGG
Messenger RNA from Podarcis lilfordi (Lilford's wall lizard), 28137 nucleotides. The record is from the annotation of a GenBank genome assembly. Lineage: Eukaryota; Metazoa; Chordata; Lepidosauria; Squamata; Lacertidae.